Ambispora leptoticha is the source of this 408-nucleotide messenger RNA. The record is from the annotation of a GenBank genome assembly. Lineage: Eukaryota; Fungi; Glomeromycota; Glomeromycetes; Archaeosporales; Ambisporaceae.
AUGGUAGAAAAUAAAAAACAGAAGGUUACUGCUUUACAAGUAGCAAAAUAUUUUCUAAGUCGCGAUCCUAAACGUGAAUAUUUUGUAACGGGGAAAAUGCCAAAAAUCAGCGGAAUUGCCAUCCCUACUAUUGGUAAUUUUCGCCUAAACAAAUUAUUGCAUAUUUCGCAAAUUCUUUAUUGUGCUAAGAAAGGAGAAUAUUUGUUCGAUGAACCACUUAUGGCUUUUGAACACGGGGGAGUAGUUUAUGAAGUUUAUCGCCAAUUCCAUUUUUUAGUUAAGCAGUAUUACAAUGAAACUAAUCAUCUUUCUUUAGAAAUAAAAAACUUUCUUGAUAAAAUUUAUAAUUUUUUUCACACUCUCGAAAAUGAUGAUUUAGAAGAAUUUACUCACAACGACCCUGCUUGA